Molecule: messenger RNA, 1158 nt
Organism: Danaus chrysippus (African queen)
Lineage: Eukaryota; Metazoa; Arthropoda; Insecta; Lepidoptera; Nymphalidae
Source: the annotation of a GenBank genome assembly
AUGUUUCAAAACGGUGACAGCAAUUACCCAGGGAAUACGCAAGGCUUUCCAAAUAGUGAUCAGAGUAAGCCGCUGUAUCAGGAACCAUCGAAGCCUUUAAAUAAUUUUAAUCCCGCUGACAAUUAUCCAGAGUAUCCGCCGAAUGGAUAUCAGAGCGGCCGUCCCCAAUACGAGCGGCCAAGUGGUAUCAAUAAUAUCUACCAGGGAAAUAAUCCCGGCUACAGUCGCCCUGGAAACUAUCAAAUUAGACCAAAUCAGAUUAAUAAUCCCCAAGGAAAUGUAUGGAAUAAUGCAAAUGAGAAUCCGGGAAUGAAUUAUCCAGGUGGUACGCCAUUUUUCCCCGGGAAUAGUGCUCAGAAUCCACAAUAUCAACGACCAGGUGGAGGUUUCACGGGAAAUCCCUCUAAUGGAGUUCCGGCUUACUACCGUCCAAGACCAGGCAUGGGAAGCAAUUGGAUCAAUAGGAAACCAAAUGUUAAAUAUGAUCCAGAUGUACAGGAACCUCAAGUAAUGGGUUGGAAUCCUAAUGUAUAUCCGAAUAAUGCUUAUCCAAACCAAAUUAACGUUCCCGGAAACCAGAUGCAGACGCAGGGCGUUCGGCCAGGGUUUGACCAUCGUAACCCCGGCUUAAAUCAAGGGCAGACGAUCCAAUAUCCGUCGGGAGACUCCCACAAUUACAGACCAGGAUUUCAAAAUGUUGGCUUAUUUAAUCCGUCCCAACGUCCCAAUGGAUUAAACAAUCAAUUACCAAGCUUACAGUACACGCCAAACUUUGACCAGAAUUUAAAUUACCCCGACCCUAAAAAUAGCGACUUGAAUAGAAACAGACAAAAUAAGACAGAAAAAGUUACAAUACCAGCCCGGCCAUCCGAUAUAUCCUUACAAACAGUACAUAAAAGUCCUAGUCGUAUGAAACAAUGCGUCCAGGACUGUCCCACCACUAGCGACUACAGUCCGCGCUGUGGAAGCGAUAACGUGACAUAUUUUAACGAGGAGAAAUUCCAGUGCUCCCUAAAAUGCGGUUUCGAUUCAUGUCAACGUCUGGGCUGGGUGUAUUCAAAGAGAAAGACGGGACAAGUUGUUAACAAGUUAGUUUUUAACUCGCUAGUUUUCCUUGAGAACACCGUUCUGGUCCUCAUGUUACUGCAAGCCAUGUGA